UACGAGAUUUCGGAGCGCGUGUGUCUGUGAUAGGUUCGCCUGGUUUGCGCGAUCACGGUGCGCAGUAGUUGCUAAGAAACCUAGAGUUGGUGGUAGUUUAGUUCGAAGCGGACACCUGCUGAAAUCCGGAGGAUUUUUGCCUAAUUUGUUUUGUCUACGACGAUUUUUGGUGGAUUAAUCGGUGUGAUUUGGCGCGCAUUAGUUGCUCGGGUACGGAUUUUGCACGGAUUCGGUGAUCGAUUGGGAAAAGCUCACAAUUAAGGAUUGUUCCCGAUCCCCGCAUCCGGAAGUCGUCGCGAACGAUCGAUCGAUUGCGCGGCGCGAGUGGGAGCUUUUUGGAUGCGCGAGUGCGUACGACGAUAGUGCUUGUUCUUGUUGUGUACACACAGAGAGAAGGGAUGUUCUGGAGGUCCUCGAUCAAAUCAUUGGUAUUGUGUGCUGCGUGCUUAGAAUUUUAUGCCUUGUCAAGUGGAGUGCAGAAGCUAAACGGGGAAAAAUAAGUGGAUAAAAAUUAAUGCUCACUAAGAGAUGAUUCCAACGUGUGGACGAAGGCCAAUAUAAUUUGCAACCAAACGCCCACGCGUCCCAGAAUGUCCAGCCCCAGGCAAGGCAGAGGCACGACGACAUCGACGGUUUAAUAUGCAAGAACGCUAGCAAUUAACGGCGCCUCCCAACUAGCCCAUUCGGAAAUCCCACCCCGUUUCCAUCGCCUCACCCCACGAGCGGAUCAAUGAUGAAUGAAUGUGUUGUUUUUCAAUAAAGUGGGAGGCGGAGAAAAAAAGUUGCCACCAGAUAACGAGCGCCCGGGUGAAAAAUCGCGACUAAUAGGGCGAAGGAAAAAAGUGGUUCUAUUGGGGGUAUUUGAAAGCGGAGGAUUUUCCCGCUUCGGUUUGUGACGAAACAUGUGAUAAGUGGAAAGUAGGAAUAUUUCAGUAGUGAUUGUGUUAAGUGAUUUCGUUUAUCGUCAAUGGAAAUUUGAAGCAUUUGUGUAGGAAAUAUCCAGAUUUGAUGAAAAUAAAUCGUCCAAUAACCCCAGUGCCAUAGAAAAUAAAUAUCGCCAUAGUGAGCAUGUGAAGAAGAAAAAUAGUAUGAAAACAUAAAAGGUUUUACCAAUCGUACGUGUAAGCAUAGUAUAAAACGAUUGAAUGAUAGUGAAAAUAUGUCCGCUUCGACAAGAAACAUGAUAUUUUAAGAAAAGACUCAAAUAACACUAUAACAAAUCAACAAUACAAAAUAUAUUCAACAAUGCACUAACGUGCAAUCUGCUCAAUGCAACCCACUCCGUCCACUAGCAUUUAAGAGAUUUGCUGUAAUAAAAGAAUGUGAUAAAGAUCGUCCAUACAGCGAGAAGUAAUACUCAUCAGCGCUUCCAGUACGCAGUAUUAGACUCGAGAAGAAAUUAUAGUGCAAUCAACUCCUAGAGGCCAAUUUUAUAUAUUUGUUAAACAUUUCUUUUAUUUUAAACUAAACGGAGAAAGUAAAAAAAUCCCACGCAAAAAUGUCUUCCUCACCUGAAAUGCAACACCACCAGCACCAGCAGCAGCAAAGCAGCGAGAUCAGAUCUAAUCCACCCACGCCUCCCCCAGAGCUGGCGACAAUGACAAAUGUGAGCGUGCUGGACUUGCACAAAGACUACGCCCCAGAUGUGGGUCAGACGAAGGUGUACGACAAGGAAACGAACACCGUAUACCUGUACGCCAAUCCGAAUCAACGGUCUUUGGCCGCGGCCCAGCAGCUGACGACGAUCGUUCAGGCGGGUCAUGCCCAUCAAUUGGCUUCACCAGAUCACGACCAGGCUGAGCAGAAUUUGCUGCACUCGAGAUUGAUCCAAGAACAGCAGCAACAUCAUCAUCAGCAACAGCAACAACAACAUCACCACCAUCAGCCCCACGACGAAGAUCCGCAGGGGCACCAGAGACUCUCACCGGGCGAUCAGGUAAUUGACGGAAGAUUAAUACCAUCCGGUCUUAAUGGGGAUGUCCACCAUCAUCAUCAUCAGCAGCAGCAGCAGCAACAACAACAGCAGCAGCAGCAUCAGUCACUGGCUCGUCUUUCGCCGGACGAUCAAUCAGUGCGUAUACUGGACAACGCACAUAUUCAACGUCUGCUCGGGAACCAACAAAUCAUCAGCCGGGAGAUCAUCAACGGCGAGCAUCACAUUAUCACACGUAACGAGAAUGGCGAAACGAUUUUGACCCGGAUCGUUAAUGCCCCGGCCACGACGGCUGCUGACCAAUUAAUCAACAAGCUGCCUACCGAUCCCAGCAUCUAUGAUGGAGGUCAUCAUGCAGCCGGAGGACCUUCGACUCCGAAUGGCGCGGAUCAGCAGCUUCCGACAACCGUUCUCCAAUACGAGAAGGAAACCGCCGACAAGCACCCGCAACAGAUCUAUGGCAAUCCGGCCAAUGACCCAGCGCCGGAACAGACCAAACAGAUUGUCUACACGCUGGGUGGAGAGCCCAAGAAUGUCAUCUACGGGGAUCCGAAGGCGGCCAUUCCACACUUUGAACCCAUGGGUGGUCCGGCUGGCAGCGGAGGAGAUCCAAAUGGGCAGGAUCCCAAGUCACAGAUCGAUUACGUGUACAAUGAUGGCAACAAAACGGUGAUCUACACGGAUCAGAAAGGUCUGGAAAGUUUGUACGCCAACAACGAGCUGGGGCUGAUGGAUGGGACUCAGAUUGUGGUCCAGGGAAAUCUGCAAUAUACUCAACAGCAAGGACCCGACGGAACGACCGUUUACGUAGUGGCCUCGGACAUGAACCCGGAUGAUAUCAAUGCGCAGAUUCAGCACAGCAGCAACCCCACCGCAAAAAUUAACGGCCAAACCACGCCUCUGGACGUAUCAGGCCUAUCGCAAAAUGACAUACAAGGCAUACUGCUUGGUUCACACCCAUCAUCGCAGUCUAUAAAUGUCAAACGUGAGCCCGAAGAUCUACGCAAGGAGCCGAAAAAUCCACGAAGUCAGAAGGUGCUGGUAGUUCAGCCCACUUCGCCUUCGAUACAGAUUAAAGAACCUCCACCCAGCCCUGGAAGUCCUUCGGCUGAAACCAUGUAUGCUGCCCCCGGCAGCACGCAGAUCUACCUGCAGGGCCCAUCACAUCAGACCAGUUCAGCUGCAACGGCGGGAUCAAACGUAAACACCAACUCGCCCAGUCCCAGCGCCUAUGACCAGUAUGGAAUGUACCAGCAAAGAAUUGGACCUGGAGGGCCGGCGUUCAUAGCCGAGCAGUAUCCAUACCGCGAAUAUUUCGAUCCACAGGGCUAUGCCCCCGCACGUACCAUUUACGGUACGGCGGAUCCGGAUGGACCUCAACCUGCCACCACCUAUGAAAGUCGAUACACGUCCAAGACUGGUUCGAUCUACACAAAAACAAUCACCUCCGCUGGACUAACUGUGGACCUACCGAGUCCUGAUUCGGGUAUUGGUGCUGAUGCUAUUACUCCCAGAGAUCAGAAUAAUGUACAACCGUCCUUCGAUUAUACAGAACUGUGCCAGCCAUCGGCCGGUUUGUUGGAUCCCAACUCGAUACCGGCAUCUGUAGCAGGCCUGCAGCGAAAUCUGGUAGUCAACGGUGGCCAAAACAGUCCUACGACCUCAGUUGGCAGUGCGUCAGCCCAGCCACGAUCACGCCCCUGGCACGAUUUCGGACGGCAAAAUGACGCCGAUAAAGUGCAAAUACCAAAAAUAUUCUCCAACGUGGGCUUCAAGUACUUCCUGGAAUCGCCGAUCAGCUCGUCACAGCGGCGGGAGGACGAUCGGAUAACGUACAUCAACAAGGGCCAAUUCUACGGCAUCACGCUCGAGUACAUCCACGAUCCGGACAAGCCACUCAAGAGCCAAACGGUCAAGAGUGUCAUCAUGCUGGUGUUCCGAGAGGAAAAAAGUCCCGAAGACGAAAUCAAAGGCUGGCAAUUCUGGCACAGUCGGCAACAUUCAGUCAAACAGCGGAUAUUGGACGCAGAUACGAAAAACUCUGUCGGUCUAGUCGGAUGCAUCGAGGAAGUGGCCCACAAUGCCAUCGCCGUGUACUGGAAUCCGUUGGAGAGCUCAGCAAAGAUCAACGUCGCCGUCCAGUGUUUGAGCACAGAUUUCAGCAGUCAAAAAGGUGUUAAGGGUCUACCGCUUCAUCUGCAGGUCGACACAUUCGAAGAUCCACGGGAUAGCAGCGUGUGCCAUAGGGGUUACUGUCAAAUCAAAGUUUUUUGUGAUAAGGGUGCUGAACGUAAGACACGUGACGAGGAACGACGAGCUGCCAAGCGCAAAAUGACCGCCACCGGUAGGAAAAAGCUGGACGAACUUUACCACCCGGUUGUAGAUCGAUCGGAGUUCUAUUCCAUGAGCGAUCAACUGAAGCCGCCGGUACUCUUCACACCCUCGGAAGAUAUUGACAAGCAACUGACAUCUAUGGACCUUCCGUUCUACGGCCAUGACGGCGAUUCCCUUUCCGGGGCCUCGGACAACGUCAAGUCACCGUUCCUGUUGCACGCUAACAAACCCACAACGCCUACCCUCAAGUUCCACAACCAUUUCCCGCCAGAUGUUAACACCGACAAGAAGGAUCCCACCAUCAUCAUGGAUGGAUCCUUGGUGAGCAACAUGUCGGAAUUCAGCCCGCAGAUCAAGCGGCAGCGAAUGUCUCCUCCCCUGAGCGAACGGGUUAUGUUGUACGUCCGACAGGACAAUGACGACGUCUACACUCCGCUCCAUGUAGUUCCGCCCUCGACGGUUGGCCUGCUCAAUGCCAUUGAAAAUAAAUUCAAAAUUUCGACGUCGAGAAUUAAUAACAUUUAUCGCAAAAAUAAGAAAGGGAUUACGGCCCGAAUUGAUGACGACAUGAUCAAGCACUACUGCAACGAGGACAUCUUCAUCCUGGAGGUCCGGCAGUACGAGGAAGAUCUGUACGAUAUCACGCUGACAGAACUUCCGACACACUGAGCCGCAUGUCGGCGGGGGUCGUUGUUUUACUUUAGGAAUUGUUUUUAUUUGGAUAUACACAUUGUUAGGUAGGAUGAGAGUAUACUGCGAGCAAAAAUCGUAUGACAAAAUUUUACAAACAGUGUUGAGCGAAACGAGCAUUUGAGUCGAACUAGUGGCGGCUUCAGAGAUUGAAAGUGCCUUACAACAUUCUACACCGCAAGCUUUCGAGGCAGAUUGACCAGAUUCCAGAAUGCUCUAAUGCUCACUGCUAAGUGGAUUGAAGCCCGAGAAUCGAGAAGCUGCAAAGGCCUGUUUUCGACCCACGCACGAAUGCUGGGUACAGCGAGCAGAGACGAAUAGCUUAAUGUUUUAAGUUUUAGAAAGUUUUAGCACAUACGCCAUUUUAAUUGUUUAGAGUUAUUUAUUUAUUUGUAGGCCUGAACAGAACAAGAAUUAUAUUUGAUCGAGAACAGUGACAUAUACCCAUGAUGAGUACUUGUUAACUUUCCCUUUUAAGACACGAGAGAUUCCAAGAUAUAUUUUUUCCAUUUCUUCCCCCUCAGAACUAGCGUACACUUCUCAUCGGAAUGCAUUUAAAUGUAUGAUGUAGCUGUAGAACUAUUUAGCUUAAGUAUACUGCUUUACGAAAUCACGUGAACGAAACAAGACGAAAAUCCACCCUCGAGAUCUCAAAAUAUUAAUACCCAUAUGUUUUUGGAGUUGAGGGGCUGAAGGCCCGAUUUCCUCUUUUUUUUACACAACAUUGAUAUUUGCCAACUUUGCUCAACUAUUGGGAUUGCUCAAGGAAAAAUCACUACACAUUCCCAAAGUAGAUUUCAAGCCAUAAUUUGUUUUAGUAGGAAGGCUUCUCUUGGAUUUCGUUCACCAGUCCACCGUACAUUAAUGAAAAAUCAUUGAUUUCAAAUCAGAUAUUAAAGGAGUAAAAACUAACACAACCACAAAUGAACUCCAUCGUACUUAACUUUUUUUAAUAAACGAAACAAUAUAGUUUUACUAGUUGUUAGCGAUCAUCCAUCAGCUGCAAUAUUAAAGAUAACUAUUCAUUCUUAACAAUAGCUUAACACGACACUUAGAGUAUUACUUAGCAAUUAAGUUUGAAGCUCAUUUAACGAACACUCCAUGACACUUAUUAGAAUGAUUUCAAUCACUCUAUUAACAUAUAUUCAUCUCAUUUAUGUACUCUUCAUUUAGUAGAAUCAAUCUUACAGAGCCGAAACGUACUUUUUUUAUAAAUAUUGAAGCAUUCUAAGAAAGCAUGAUAUUUUAUAGCGAAGAAAGCUACUACAAAUAUUAAGUUUUAACAACCAUCCCUACCCAUAAGUUAUUCCCAAUUUGAUGAAACUGCCAUACUUGAGAAUACAAAUAGAAGGUAAGAAGAGAUGGACAAAUUCGAUUAUAUACCUAAAUAAAACUGAAAAAAAAAUCAACGGAUUAAGCAACAAAACGUACAUCAAUAAUCGAUAAGAGUGUACCUGAGAGAUAAUAAAAGACGAAAUAAUGCGCGAAUAUGAAUUUUAAAAUCAAAUCAACGCACAAAAGUACGAUAACUGCGUGCGCCGAAAACGGACAUAUUAUGAUAUAUUGUGAUAUUCAAGCGAGGAGCAGCGAAACAUUUGCCUUCCCCUACGAGAGAAAAAAAAAUGUUAACAUCGGACCAAUUCUUGCCACUAGGGACAAAUCCUUCCCUUUUCCGAUUGCCAUAUUUGUAACAUUUACUUUAAAAAACGCACAAACACCCACAAACCGUUCUCCUCAAGCAGCCAAGAUAGGGUUUAAUAAUUUCGAGCGCUUUUUAUGGAUAGAAUUGCUCGUAAAAAAUGAAUCUUCGAGUUGCAGCAUUUUUCUUACAAGAAGAUUUUGAAAAAUAAAACUCAAAUUAAUUAACACACGAACGCAAAUUGUUUGAUGCGUUCAGAAAGAAAAAACUAACAAUUGCAAUAUUAAUAUUAUCGCGCAUCGAGGAUAACCUUUCAGCCAGGUUCAACCAACAAAUUUCAUUCGAACCUUGAAUUUUCUCGAUGUGAGUUGCGCUAUAUAGGAUCAUUAGAGCUAGCGAAAACAUAAGUUAUGAACAAGAAAAAAAUGUUUUAAGAAAGUUUACAUUCGGUCAACAACAAAGUUAUUUCUCCACUUUUUGUAAACAAGUACUUUCCUCUCUUCCGGUUCCAAUUCAAACGAUAAAUAGUUAGCAACAUUUUCCUUUUAUUCUUUUUGUUUUAACUUGGUGGUGGAUAACAAACAAAACUUCUACUAAGCAAAUCUUUCUACGUAAAACCAUAUCUAAUGAAUGAAGUAGCUUUUAGUGCAAAGCAGAGUAUUGAGAAAAAUGUAAAAAAAAACAUAACACAGAAGAAAAGAUCGGUUUAGGAUAGUUUAAUUUUCAGCUGAAAAAAAACAACUGAAUAUUAGCCAUGUUUUGCCCCAUAACAGACAAACAAACUCAAUCAUGCAUUCUACAAACAUUUCUGAAACCGAUAUGCGCUAUCUUACAUCCGUAUGUAACUAACAAGUAGUUUUAUUUAAGCCUAGAUACAUAUAGCAUUACGUUUAGAAGAAUAAGCUAAGUGAGAGAUUUAUAGUUAAACAAAAAAGAUCGUUUCUUAUUAUCAAAAUGAAUUUCGAAAUUUUCUAUUGUUAUAUUUUAUACAGAUCAAAUAAAAUAUAAUUUUUACUAAAA
Molecule: messenger RNA, 7616 nt
Organism: Uranotaenia lowii
Lineage: Eukaryota; Metazoa; Arthropoda; Insecta; Diptera; Culicidae
Gene: grh
Product: protein grainyhead
Exons: 17
Coding region: 1499-4936 (1145 amino acids)
Biological process (GO): regulation of transcription by RNA polymerase II
Cellular component (GO): nucleus
Molecular function (GO): RNA polymerase II cis-regulatory region sequence-specific DNA binding; DNA-binding transcription activator activity, RNA polymerase II-specific
Source: RefSeq, a predicted model, not a curated record